Molecule: messenger RNA, 3425 nt
Organism: Struthio camelus australis
Lineage: Eukaryota; Metazoa; Chordata; Aves; Struthioniformes; Struthionidae
Source: RefSeq, a predicted model, not a curated record
CAAUGUUCUUGUGAGCAAACUUGGGAAAGAAAUCAUCCAAACACUGUCCGUGAUAAUUCUUCAGCAGCUGCUCACAAUAGAUUUUCUUUCUGCCUCCUGAGAGAUUCGUUAUGGCAGCCUGCAGUGAUCAAUGAUACCCUCUGACAAAGAUAGAUGCCAAAAAGCCAGAUGAAAACAGUGGCCUUGUUUCCUUUUUACUCCAACACAGUGAAAUGGUGCUCUUACAGUUUUAUUAUUGACUCUCAGUGGAAAAAACCUCCUGGCUGGACAGUUUCCCUCCACCCUCUCCCAGUGUUCUGAUGGAUGGCUGACUGUGACAUCAUGUAGUAGGUCCUCAAGUGUUGUCACAACUGAGUUGCAAUGGUUUUAUACACUUCCCCAUUUCCCAACAGCUUUCUGUCAAUUCUGCAUUCCUUUUCCUGGGGCCUGAUUUUCCCAUGUUAUUGGUUUGCAGAUAGGCUUGUGGCCUCUUUUGUUCCAACCACCUAUGAAAAACGUCAAAGAGCAGAUGAUCCGUGCUAUUUUCAUGCACUCUGCAUCAUUAUUACCACCCCCAUCUACUUGGCGCUGUUGGUAGCCUCUCUUCCUUUUGCUCUGAUUGGCUUCUUGUUAUGGUCCCCGCUGCAGUCAGCUAGAAGGCCAUAUAUCUACUCCAGACUGGAAGACAAGAGCCAUGCCAAUGAAGCCACGCUGCUCACUGAAUGGAAGGCUGCAGGGAACGGGAAAAGCUUCUGCUUUGGCAGUGCCAACGUUUGCCUGCUGCCAGAUUCUCUGGCGAGAUUUAAUAAUGUUUUCAAUACGCAGGCUAGGGCUAAAGAGAUUGGCCGGAGGAUCCGAAAUGGGGCAAGCAGACCGCAGAUCAAAAUAUAUAUAGAUUCUCCUACUAACACUUCCAUCAGUGCAGCAAGUUUUAGCAGUUUGGUCUCCCCGCAGGGCGGAGAUAGCACUAAUCGUACUGUCAAUGUUGGCAUGAAAAGGACAACAUCAAUGGAGUAUAAAGGAGACAAUUCUGGCUCAAACAACGGUGAGGAGAGUAGAGAUGAUAAGGCUGGAGUUGGAGAGCCAAAUGAAGGAGAAGAUAAUGCUUGCAUUGUCCGCAUAAACGGGGAGGAUAACGGCCACAUGUCAGAUGCCGAAGCAGAAACCAUCAAUGGCCAGGCUAAUGCCAGUGAUCCAGCAGAGCAGUCCCUGGAAGGUGAUGUAGAGAGCUCAAAAACACCUAACCACAAACAGAAGGAAGGUGAUUCUGGGAGUUUAGACAGCUACACUGCCUCCCGAGAGUCCUUAGUUAAGGUUCGCAUUGGAGAUGGUACAGUGGACCAAAGCACUGUCAACAACAAGCUUCUCUACAAAGCUUCGAUCAUGAAGAAGACUUCAGUGCGGAAGAAGAAACAUACAGAUGAGACCUUUGAUCAUGAGAUCUCUGCUUUCUUCCCUGCCAACUUGGACUUUCUGUGUUUGCAGGAAGUGUUUGACAAAAGGGCUGCAGAGAAAUUGAAAGAGCAGCUUCAUCACUAUUUUGAAUACAUUAUCUACGAUGUUGGGGUCUACAGUUGCCAUGGCUGCUGUAGCUUUAAGUUUGUGAACAGUGGUCUGCUUUUUGCCAGCCGCUAUCCUAUUAUGGAUGCUGCGUAUCACUGUUACCCCAAUGGAAAAGGAACGGACUCCUUGGCUUCCAAGGGAGCCUUGUUUCUCAAGGUGCAAGUGGGAAGUACACCUCAGGACCAAAGAAUUGUGGGAUAUAUUUCCUGUACUCACUUGCAAGCUAUUGCAGGAGAUACUACUGUUCGAUGUGAGCAACUGGAUAUGCUUCAAGAUUGGCUGUCUGAAUUCAGAAAAUCUACCUCCUCCUCCAGCACAGCCAAUCCAGAGGAGCUGGUGGCUUUUGAUGUAAUCUGUGGAGAUCUCAACUUCGAUAACUGCUCCUCUGAGGACAAGCUGGAGCAACAGCAUUCUCUGUUUACACACUACAAAGACCCGUGUCGAAUUGGUCCUGGGGAGGAUAAACCAUGGGCAAUCGGUACCUUGUUGGAUCCCGAAGGAUUGUAUGAUGAAGAAGUGUGCACUCCAGAUAAUCUGCAGAAGGUGCUGGAAAGUGAAGAAGGAAGGAAAGGCUACUUAGUCUAUCCCACCAGCAAGAACCACAGUUCCAGUCAAAAGGGGAGGAAGGCAUCAUUGAAAGGAAAUGGGAGGAGAAUUGACUAUAUGCUUUAUACAGAGGAAGGUCUCUACCUGGAAUGGAAAGUGGAAGUGGAAGAGUUCAGCUUUAUUACCCAGUUAGCAGGCUUGACAGACCACCUACCAGUAGCAAUGCGUCUAAUGGUGUCUACGGGAGAAGAUGACCCUUAAAACUGACCAGCUUUGAGAGAUUAGAAGAGGGAAACAUUAACGAUAUUUAAAAAAAAAAUAUCAGAACAUAAGAAAGAACUAUUCUGGUGCCACGUUAAGAAAGAUGACCAGACCUGACCCAGGCUGCGCUCCAGAAUGUACCAACACUAGAGGAUAUAAAAAGGGAAGAAAUUGAAGGGGUUGUGGCCAAAAACCACUGUCACAAGUUGCUCAGGCAACAGGGCAGGCCUGUAUUACAAUGCUUUCACUGUGGACCGAAAGGAACCAAGAUGGAAGUCCUAAUUCCUUCUGAACCAGUGCCAUUCUUAUUAAAACAUGUUUUUAUACUAAUAUAUAGCACAAUUUAGUUUGUAAUUAGUCUGUGAGUUAGUGCUGCUCAAUGGUUUUUUGCCUAAUUUCUUUGUAUAACUAAGAAGCUAAAGCUUUUUUCUUUUUUAGCCUGUUAACGUUGUAGUAGCGUGCUUGCAUCAGCAUGCGCUCGCACUGCAUGCCACUCAGAUAAAAUAGUAAGAUACCAUGGGGAAAAUAAGAAUGGAAGUGAAUUCAAAAAUCAGAAACCAGCAAACGUUAAGGCAUUCUGGGACUGGCAAACCCUUCUGUCAUUACAGACAGAUCUUAAAACAAAAAAAGUCUAUUCAAUUUGCAGACCGAUAGUCUCCUCUCUGAUUUAAGGAUGCUUAAAAAUUAGGAAUUGGACCUUAAAACACAGUUCUACCAUCCUAUUCUCACUGUGUUCCCAUUACAAUUAUGAAGUGUUUUGUCUGAAUAAUGACUCCAGAAUUGGGCCUUUAGUUUUCUAAGCACAAGUUAGUCUUUGAGGAAGAAAUAUAGUUCCCCUGUAAUGUCUUUUUAUUUCUUUCCCAUAUGUGAGGCAGUUCUGAAUUAUGGUAUGGGACGAUAUAUAGUGUUACAGCAGAAUGAAUAGAUUCCUGUAGUACCAUUGGUAACAUCAGAGUCAACAUUCUGCCUUGACUAGAAAGAGUAAAUGGGAAAUAGCUUGUAAAAAAUGCAUGCUAGAUAUAGAGUUAAAAUAAACAUAAGUGACAUUUUUGGAAAACGGCGCAUGACUGAUAAGG